Rhineura floridana is the source of this 2106-nucleotide messenger RNA. RefSeq names its product solute carrier family 7 member 7 (gene SLC7A7). NCBI's taxonomy places the organism in Eukaryota, Metazoa, Chordata, Lepidosauria, Squamata, Rhineuridae. The transcript has 12 exons. The coding region runs from base 350 to 1900 and encodes 516 amino acids. Gene Ontology annotation, cellular component: membrane. The record is from RefSeq and is a predicted model, not a curated record. Gene Ontology annotation, molecular function: basic amino acid transmembrane transporter activity; L-amino acid transmembrane transporter activity. Gene Ontology annotation, biological process: amino acid transmembrane transport.
GGAUGCAGAAGGGGGCUGCUGCAGGAAACAGAUAGCGCUGUGCGAGCUUGCAAGCCUGAGGCAUUUCUGCAAGGAGUCUCUACGGUUCUCGGAGGGCUUGGUCAUGGGGCACUCCGGAGGCACUGCCAGUCCCCUUAUCUUCCGUAGCACUGAGCUGGCAGUGGGGAUAGGCUGACAGAGCAGGAGAAGGAACUCAGCCUGGGACGGAACCACUCCCCUCUCUCUGGGCAAAAUAUGAAACCCACAGCCCCUGGUUCCUGACCUCUUAGAUCUACAGGGAGUAGUUCAGCGUUGCAACAUCUCCUUUGCAUGCAGAAGGUCCCAGAUUCAGUCACUGGUGUCUACAGCUAUGGCCAAGACCACCCGUUAUGUGGCCGCCACGCAGGAUGACCACUCCACCGACACGAUUCCCAAUGGGACUUCAGCCUCCUCUGGCCAGCCCCUCGCGAACUCCUCCAGCCAGCCCCCUGAGGACUCCAUGAAACUGAAGAAGGAGAUCUCCCUGCUCAACGGCGUCUGCUUGAUCGUGGGCAACAUGAUUGGCUCUGGCAUCUUUGUCUCGCCCAAGGGCGUGUUGAUGUACAGUGACUCUUACGGCCUCUCCCUCGUCAUCUGGGCUGCAGGGGGCCUCUUCUCUGUUUUUGGGGCUCUCUGCUAUGCCGAACUGGGCACCACCAUCAAAAAAUCAGGGGCCAGCUACGCAUAUAUCCUGGAGGCCUUUGGGGAGCUGCCAGCCUUCAUCCGCCUUUGGACCUCUCUCCUCAUCAUUGAGCCCACCAGCCAGGCAGUCAUUGCCAUCACCUUCGCCAACUAUCUGGUGCAACCCAUCUUCCCAUCCUGCGAGGCGCCUUACCUGGCUGGCCGUCUCUUGGCUGCCGUCUGCAUCUGCUUCCUCACUUUUGUGAACUGUGCCUAUGUGAAAUGGGGCACCCGAGUGCAGGAUCUGUCCACCUAUGCCAAGGUGCUGGCUCUCAUUGCAGUGAUCAUUGCCGGCAUAGUCCGCAUUGGGCAAGGACAUUCGGAAAACUUUGCAGACUCUUUUGAAGGAUCCUCUUGGCACACAGGGGACAUUGCGUUGGCCCUCUACUCUGCCCUCUUCUCCUACUCUGGUUGGGACACCCUCAAUUUUGUCACGGAAGAAAUUAAGAACCCUGAAAGGAACCUGCCCCUCUCCAUUGGCAUCUCAAUGCCCAUUGUAACAGUGAUCUACAUCAUGACCAACGUGGCAUAUUACACAGUGCUGAGCAAGAUGGAAAUAUUGACAAGUGAAGCUGUUGCAGUGACGUUUGCCGAUCAAGUUUUUGGAGUUAUGAACUGGACAAUCCCCUUUGCUGUAGCCUUGUCGUGCUUUGGGGGCCUUAAUGCGUCCAUCUUAGCAGCCUCCAGGUUGUUUUUUGUUGGUUCCCGUGAGGGACACCUGCCCGAUGCCAUUUGCAUGAUCCACGUCAAGCGGUUCACACCUGUGCCAGCGCUGCUUUUUAAUGGGGCCAUGGCCCUGAUCUACCUCUGUGUAGAAGACAUCUUCAAGCUCAUCAACUACUACAGCUUCAGCUACUGGUUCUUUGUGGGCCUGUCGAUUGCAGGGCAGCUCUAUCUACGCUGGAAGGAGCCAUCAAAGGAACGUCCCCUCAAGCUCAGUAUAAUCUUCCCCAUCAUAUUCUGCCUCUGCACCAUCUUCCUGGUAGCUGUCCCCCUCUACAGCGACCCCAUCAACUCCGCCAUCGGUAUUGCCAUCGCCGCUUCCGGGUUGCCUGUCUACUUCCUGGUGGUGCAGGUCCCUGAGCAGAAGAGGCCACAGUGCCUGCGUCGGGCCGUGGCCUCCGUGACGCGGCUCAUCCAGCUCGUCUCCUUGUGUGUCCUGACGGAGAUGGAUCCCGACACGGAUGUGAAGGCCCAGUGAUGGAGAUGCAGUUGGGGGGAGGCCGGCUUCUCCCCACUUGCUCCUUUUGUAACUGACUCUAAUUUAUUGCUUGCUACUUUGUUGGGAGUCAGGGAUGGCUGCCGGAACGGAAGGACUCUCUCAUUUUCCCCAUACCGCUUUUGGUGCACAGGAGUCCCCCACCCCACCCUGGCAGCCAAGUCCCAGUAAACCCUCCGCACGCCACA